AGUCCAAAUUAAAAGGCUGCUAGGAAAUGAUAAUAUACCGCUUUGUUUGAUGGAUUCUAUCCGCACCCAUCCACACCACUAACCUUAGCUCUAUAUAUAGAUAGUCCAUAACACUUGAACCACCACCAAUCCAAAUUAAGCCCCUAGCAGCUAGCUCAAUCAUGUAUUCUUCCACCGGACAACCUCAACAGCCCAUUAGCCAGUGGUCCACCGGCCUUUGCGACUGCGGCAAAGAUUCCUCCAGUUGUUGCUUGACGUGUUGGUGCCCGUGUAUCACGUUUGGACGAAUUGGUGAGAUCGUCGACAAGGGAACUACUUCGUGCGGUGUACACGGGGCCCUUUAUUCGCUACUUUGUCUACUCACCGGAUGCCAGUGCAUAUAUUCAUGUAUGUUUCGCUCUAAACUAAGGAAACAAUACAUGCUGCCUGAGCAACCUUGCAACGACUGCCUUGUCCAUUGUUGUUGUGAGUGGUGCGCUCUUUGCCAGGAGUAUCGUGAGCUUAAGCAUCGUGGAUUCGAACCAUCUCUUGGAUGGGAGGGAAAUCUCGCGAGGCAGAAUCAAGGAGUAGUGAUGCCGCCGGUUGGUCCUAAAGAAAUGACACGUUGAUUAUGUUACGAGCCAAAGAAAGCUCAUAUAGUUUUACCUUGUGUGCUCUUAUAUAAGUCAUGUCAAUAGUCGUACAAUAUGGUUUUUUUUUUUAUGUUUGAAAUAAAUUAUAUGUAAUUAUAAUUAUACAUCUGAAUAACUAUAAUAUCAAUUUUUUUUUUUC
Helianthus annuus (common sunflower) is the source of this 771-nucleotide messenger RNA. Its product is annotated as cell number regulator 2-like. Lineage: Eukaryota; Viridiplantae; Streptophyta; Magnoliopsida; Asterales; Asteraceae. The coding region runs from base 162 to 608 and encodes 148 amino acids. The record is from RefSeq and is a predicted model, not a curated record. The transcript is spliced from 4 exons.